Panicum virgatum (switchgrass) is the source of this 774-nucleotide messenger RNA. RefSeq lists its product as uncharacterized. NCBI's taxonomy places the organism in Eukaryota, Viridiplantae, Streptophyta, Magnoliopsida, Poales, Poaceae. The record is from RefSeq and is a predicted model, not a curated record. The coding region runs from base 24 to 641 and encodes 205 amino acids. Gene Ontology annotation, molecular function: enzyme inhibitor activity. The transcript has a single exon.
UGCCAAGAAGAUAAAAAUCCGCCAUGAAAAUGGCCAUGGCAGCAGCCGCCGCCGCCUCCUACUUGAGCAGUGCGAGCGCCAUCUUUCUCUACGCCGCUCUCUUCUUCGCCGGCGCUCACGCCGAGCCCGAGCCGACCAAGGUGGUAACCUCUGAAGUCCCAAGCACACUCCCCGUCUGCAAGACGGUCGGCGGUGGCAGCACGUUCUUCGACGUCCAGUUCUGCCUGGAGGCGCUCGGCUCCGAUGGCCGGAGCGCCAACGCCGGCACGAACUACGGCACCUACUCCGUCAUCGCCACCGACCUCCUCACGGCCAACGCCACCAGCACGGCGACCAAGAUCGACGGCCUGCUCCGGGAGCGCGCCGGCAAUGACGACGAGGCCACGACGACGCGCUGCCUCCGGUCGUGCCGAGCGCUGUACGGCGGCGUGGUGCGAGGGCAGCCCGGCUGCGCAGCCGCCGUCAGGGGCAGGAGGGGCGGCGAGGCCACGAGGUGCCUGGAGGGAGCUGCGAGCGCGGCGAAGGAGUGCGAGGUGGGGUUCGGGAAGACCAAGGUGGCCUCGCCGGUGACCAUGGAGAACGACGACGCGUUCAAGCUCGCCAAGCUCGCCGUCGCGCUGCUCAGCUGGGCUCAUCAGUAACUCAAGAACCUUCAUGAUGUGUCUUAGUGUCUAGUAGGGAGAACAUGUUUCAUUUUCUCUUUUUCUGAAGAAUGUGAACAAGGAUGUGGCUGCACUGGUACUCUGGAGUUGCUCUUUUCGAAGAAAUAAAAUG